Molecule: messenger RNA, 1185 nt
Organism: Cajanus cajan (pigeon pea)
Lineage: Eukaryota; Viridiplantae; Streptophyta; Magnoliopsida; Fabales; Fabaceae
Source: RefSeq, a predicted model, not a curated record
AUGAACCAAAAGAAGAGGAAGUUACACGGAUGUAAUCUCCUGGCCAUAGCUCUAGUGGUUGGGCCUUUGGCCCAUGCUCUUCCAUCAGAAGAGCCAAAACCAAAUGAAUUUGCUCUUGCUAGUGUGUUAAGCGUUUGUGGAAGCAUGACACUUCUAAAGCAAGGGAAACAAGUGCAUGCUCAUGUAUUGUGCAUUGGCAUAGAUCAUGAAGCAAUGGUUCAUAGUGCUCUUAUUAAUAUGUAUUCAAAAUGUGGAAGUGUACAAGAAGCUUCAAAAAUCUUUAAUGGAAUGAAAUUCAAUGAUAUUAUAUCAUGGACAACCAUGAUUAAUGGGUAUGCUAAACAUGGUUAUAGCCAAGAAGCCAUUAAUUUGUUUGAUAAGAUAUCCAGUGUUGGUUUGAUGCCAAACUAUGUGACAUUCAUUGGGGUUUUAACAGCAUGUAGCCAUGCUGGAUUGGUUGAUCUUGGUUUCUACUAUUUUAUGUUAAUGACUAAUGAGUACCAAGUCAAUCCUUCAAAAGAACACUAUGGCUGCAUCAUUGAUCUUCUAUGCAUAGCAGGCCAAUUGAGUGAAGCUGAGCACAUGAUACGAAGUAUGCCAUUCCAUAGUGAUGACAUUGUGUGGUCUACCUUACUCAGAGCAUGUAGAGUUCAUGGGGAUGUUGAUCGUGGAAGAUGGGCAGCAGAACAGUUACUUCAAUUGCCGUGCGUUCUUCACUGGCUAUUUUAACAACACUGGUUGUUUCCCUAUUCUCUCUAACAAUGCCAACGAGGUUUCCCAGGAGGAGCAUCAUUUUCUCAAUCCCCACGAAGAUUCUUCCCCCUUUCCCGCAACGCUCCUCAAACCUCGUCCUUCCCACUGACCCACCACCACCAACCCCUGCCCUUGACAAUUUUCCAGGGAAAAUCGCUUCAAGCUUCAAUUUUCCCGAGACAAUCGCCCCCCAACUGAUGGCUUCCUCCUUCCAUGGUUGAAGUAGAGUAUGAAAGGGAAGACCUUGCCCUUGAUCUAGGCUCACCAAAGGGUAGAGAAAAAGGAUGACUUUGAUGGGAAAGGAAGAUAGGCGUGAGGUAUAGAUGGUUGGCGGAAGUGUUUAGGGUUAAGGUGUUUGGUGCUCCCAAGGUUGGCUCACUCCAAAGGUAAAUGGAGGCCACUCUAGGGUUCUCACUCUCCAAGGGUGGAGAU